CACUCACCUCCUGUCCUCUCCCCCAAAUUUCUUUACUCUCUCUCUCUCUAUAUGUGCAUAUAUAGUUUAUGUAUAGAUCUUCUCCCUAACCACAUACACAUCUAGAUAUAAAAGAGAGACCGUUUCGGAGAAUUUCUGUGAAUUCUCGAGAAAUUUGUCUCAAUUCCAAUGACUAUUCGCCGUAAUUGUUUGUUGUUAAUUGUUGUGUUGAUAGUUGUUUGGGGUUCGCAGUGUGGCGACGCGUUUGGGACGUUUGGGUUCGAUGUACACCACAGGUACUCCGAUCCGGUGAAAGGAAUUUUGGACCUCGAUGGAUUGCCUGAGAAAGGUAGUAUGGAGUACUACUCAGCUAUGGCUCAUCGUGAUCAGUUCAUACGGAGACACGGUGGUCGCCGGCUUGCCGACACCGUUGACUCAUCACCGCUCACUUUCGAUGGAGGCAACGACACUUAUCGAAUCAGUGGUUUUGGAUUUUUGCAUUAUGCGAAUGUCUCGGUUGGCACGCCAAGUUUGUCAUAUCUGGUGGCACUUGACACUGGCAGCGACCUGUUUUGGUUACCAUGUGAUUGUACCAGUUGUGUACGUGGCUUGGUGCGGGGAUCCGGACAAAAGAUAGACUUCAAUAUUUACAGCCCUAAUACAUCAUCAACGAGCAUGACAGUUCCCUGCAACAGCACCAUGUGUGGACAACAAAGAAGACAGUGCUCUACGACAAGGAAAGCUUGUGCAUAUCAAGUUGUAUAUCUUUCCAGUAAUACUUCGUCUACUGGGAUCUUGGUAGAGGAUACGUUGCACUUAAUCACAGAUGAUAGCCCAUUAAAAGAUGUUGAUGCACAGAUUACACUUGGCUGUGGAAUAAUUCAAACUGGCACAUUUUUGGAAGGUGCAGCUCCCAAUGGUCUGUUUGGGCUUGGUAUGGAUGCUAUAUCUGUUCCUAGUGUUUUAGCAAGUCGAGGACUUGCUGCAAAUUCUUUCUCUAUGUGUUUUGGGCCUGAUGGACUGGGGAGGAUCGUUUUUGGAGAUAAAGGCACCUCAGACCAAGGAGAAACACCAUUCAAUAUUGGCCAAUUACAUCCGACAUACAAUAUCAGCGUGACACAAAUAACCGUGGAGAAAAAUGUCACUGAUCUCAAUUUCAAUGCAAUCUUUGACUCCGGCACCUCGUUUACUUAUUUGAACGACCCAAUUUAUACAGUUAUAUCAGAGAAAUUCAAUUCUGCAACCAAAGACAAACGCCAUCCACCUGAUUCCAGUCUUCCUUUUGAAUAUUGCUAUGACUUAAGUGCAAAUCAAACUACGAUUUCGGUUCCAGAUGUCAAUCUAACUAUGGAAGGUGGAACCCAAUUCUACAUUACCGAUCCAAUAAUAGUAACUAGUGUUCAGGGCGGUGGCUAUGUAUAUUGUUUGGGUGUUGUCAAAAGUGAGGACAUAAAUAUCAUUGGACAGAACUUCAUGACCGGUUACCGUAUAGUUUUUGAUCGUGAGAAGAUGGUUUUGGGUUGGAAGGGUUCUGACUGUUAUGAUGCCAAAACUUUCAAUACUCUACCGGUAAGCCCGCGAAGCUCCCCUGCAGGUCCUCCCGAUUCCACCGUCAAACCAGAAGCCACAUCAGGAAUUGGAAAUGGCUCCCCUUUUCCAAGUUCAACACCGCCACCACCAUCUGCAGGGAACCAUUCGCGCCGCUUGAAUUCCUUUGCUUACACACUUCUGUUGGCUCUUUUUUCUCUUUCGACCCACUAUUUGAUCAUUCUUUCCUCAUGAGGUUUUUUCUUUUCUUUUUUUUAUCAUUAUAUGUAUUUUUAUUAAUAUGAGGUGUAUUACACACAAUAUUUGAGCUAUUGCGUGCUUCCUAUUUAUUAGGACUUUCAGCAUUGAUUCCAUCCUGAGUUGUAAAUAUACUACUGUUUCUCAGCAUCUCUCUCUGUAUAAUAAAUAGGAGAAUGAAUGUAGAAUUUGUUUUCUGACUCUCAAUGCUAAUACGCGGGCCGGA
Molecule: messenger RNA, 1990 nt
Organism: Ilex paraguariensis (yerba mate)
Lineage: Eukaryota; Viridiplantae; Streptophyta; Magnoliopsida; Aquifoliales; Aquifoliaceae
Source: the annotation of a GenBank genome assembly